Molecule: messenger RNA, 1796 nt
Organism: Homarus americanus (American lobster)
Lineage: Eukaryota; Metazoa; Arthropoda; Malacostraca; Decapoda; Nephropidae
Gene: mRpL17
Product: 39S ribosomal protein L17, mitochondrial-like
Exons: 5
Coding region: 114-626 (170 amino acids)
Biological process (GO): translation
Cellular component (GO): ribosome; mitochondrial large ribosomal subunit
Molecular function (GO): structural constituent of ribosome
Source: RefSeq, a predicted model, not a curated record
ACACUGUGUAGUGAGACGAGUCACUUGUGUUGAGACGAGUCACAUGUGUUGAGACGAGUCACUUGUGUCAUAAGAGUCUGCUAGUAGUGCCGCCUGGAUUAAGAUAUUCCAAGAUGAACCAAGCGGAGAUAAGGAAGCUCAUCCCAGCCAUCCGUGUUGGAGUUUGUGCUAAACGCAAGAAAUUCUCCAACCCCAAAGGCCCAGAAGGAAGGUUACACAUGCUGAGGGCUACAGUGUCUGAUCUAAUAAAAAAUGAACGGAUUGAGCUAAAUUACCCCAGGGCUGAUGAGGCAAGAGGUUACACUGAGCGACUUAUUGCCGAUGCCAUUAAGUACGGAGACUGUUACAGACCCACAAUGGAGACAGCUGACUACUGGUUGACAGAAAAGCAGCUGGUACAUAAAUUAUUUAAGGUUCUAGUUCCACGCUACAAGGAUACAAAGGAUUCCUACACCCGGGUGCACAAAGCACCAAACAUAUACCCUGGCUACUUCUAUGAGCGGUCUGUUCUAGAACUAAGAGGUAACCCAUUUCCUCCACUUGAAAAGAAGAAGUCAACUCGAAAUUGGGUACACAACAUUCUCCUUGAAGAACAACAGAGAAUAAUUAAAAAAAUGUAUGCCUGAAAAUGAUGAACAGAAUUGAACUAAUUUAUGUUAAAUAAUUUUAAGCAUUUAUGCCCGGAGUUUUAAUCAUCCUCCUUCCCUCUUUGGCGAAGAACUUGCAGGUAGGAGUCAUUCCUUCAAGCAGUAGUUAUAAUUGUUCGAAGCUCUUCCCUUCCGUGGAUCAAAAGUAGGGUUGGUAAGCCUGUCCUUUUUCGUUGAUGCUUUAAGCUAGGAUUCCAUUCACACAUUAGUGCCAAAAAUGGAUCACAUUGAAAUGUACACGUUGUUUAUUGGCACAUUCAUAGCGUAAUGCAUUUUCAGUACAUACCAAUCACUCUGUAGCAAUUGAAAAUGCAAAUGAAUGGAAUCCUAGCUUUAUGGGUCAUUUUACUUGUGUGGUUGGUAUGCCGAAGGGCAUUUGUUUAUAAAUGCUGGUGCCAAUAUCAAAACUGCAUAUGGACAGUUAUCAAUAUAGGAGAUUUUAUUAUCAUUACGAGGAAAAAAGGUUAUAUUGUCCAGAUGAAAACUCACUUACAAAACUGUUAAGAAGUUGUAUUUACCUUAAAUGUGCUUACUAUUAAUAUAUGUCUCAAAGUUUAGUGAUGAUGUCCUACCAGUGAAAUUUGAUUCUAUCCAUUUUAAGAUUGCUAGCCCGGAAAAUUGCUCAUUUAUAUUUUCCAGAUGAAAACUCACAAAACUGCAAAAAUAUUGAAUAAAUUGUCUUAAGUGCUCUGAUUAGUAUCAGUGCUUGUAAGAUGAGAUGACUCCAGCAGCUGAACGAGCUUGUAUUUGCAAAACAAAAGAUAGUCUCUUGAAAAUUUCAUGAUAUUGGCCGUAAAAAUAUUAAUGUAAAAAACUGGUUUAUUAAAUUAGCAUUGUUUUUUCUUUGUUCAUUAAUCAUAUUUCCUAUAAAUAUUCAAUAAAACAAAACAAUUACAAAGAGGGUAACAAAGAUUAGCUACUAGCCACAUCUUGAAAUUCCAAUACUAUUAGUUCAUUUUUCCGUGCCCCCUUCGAUGUGUGCUGCAGGGCGGGGUCCUUCACAUUUAAAACUGGUUGUCUACAUGACGAACCCGUCAACGGAAGAUGAUGAUUAAAACUGGGUGUUAGUCUCUUAACCCUGUAUCUAAACUGUAAAUACUGUAAAGGCUUCGAAUGAAACCUGUAUGUUAUUAAACAUUGCUCUUUGAA